CGUCAUUGUGACGCGCUAACAAUCGCGCUUUACUUUAAACAGACGUUGACUUUUCUCUCUCGUAGUGAAGCAGGGUCAGGAUGACAGAAAACGACGUAGAUAAUGAGCUGUUGGACUAUGAGGAUGAUGAGGUGGAGGCCGGAGGGGUUGGAGAUGUUGGAGGUGCAGGUGACAUGUCGAUAAGGAAGGAGGGGGUGAAGGGCUCCUAUGUGUCCAUUCACUCCUCUGGAUUCAGAGACUUUCUACUGAAACCUGAACUGCUGAGAGCCAUAGUGGAUUGUGGGUUUGAACAUCCGUCUGAGGGAAAGCAUUAUGUCACUAAGAUGUCCCCACAGAGAUAUGAAAACACACCUGUGUGUGUGUGUCUCCUCACUGCUUCCUUUUCACUGUCUUAUGUUUGCUGUUCUCUUUCUGUGCUCUUCCCUGAAUCUUGCCUCCCUUUCAAACUCCGGCCGGUCCAGCCGAUGGAAAUCUUUGUAGAUGAUGAAACCAAGCUGACUCUGCAUGGCCUGCAGCAGUACUACGUCAAGCUGAAGGAUAACGAGAAAAACAGAAAGCUCUUCGAUCUCCUGGAUGCACUAGAGUUCAAUCAGCUCAUCAACUUCCUGAAACCAGGCUCUAUUCGUCUUCUGAUUGGCUACACCUCUCAGAAAGAAGGGUUAGGCUGUGUGCCAGAGGACAUCUCCUCACAUACAGCUUCACUUAUUGUCCUCUGUAGUUUGUCUCGCUACCAGCAGUUCAAGGACUUCCAGAGGCGGAUCCUGGUGGCCACCAACCUGUUUGGACGAGGGAUGGACAUCGAGAGAGUCAAUAUUGCCUUCAACUAUGACAUGCCAGAAGACUCUGACACUUACCUUCACAGGGUUGCUCGAGCAGGCAGGUUUGGAACGAAAGGCCUGGCCAUCACAUUUGUGUCUGAUGAAGGUGACGCCCGCACUGUGAUCUUCAUCAGUGCAGCUAUUACGCUCCAACUAAGGAUCACUGUGGACACGCGUGGAUAUGAGAACUGA
Molecule: messenger RNA, 1010 nt
Organism: Neolamprologus brichardi
Lineage: Eukaryota; Metazoa; Chordata; Actinopteri; Cichliformes; Cichlidae
Source: RefSeq, a predicted model, not a curated record